AUGGCCGUAGGCAUAGCCGCCGCCGCCGCGCAAAUUGGCAUCCCCCUCUCCUUCCACCGCGGCCCAUCUCCCACAGCUGCCGCUGCCCGCCAGCAGCGCCGCCUCCUUCACUACCCCCUCAGAUCACCCUUCCAUGUUGCCCGCUUCCCUUCCCCACUCACCCCGGUCACCAAAAUGGUCCCCACCGCCGCCUCCUGGGCCGCGGCCGCGUCGCCAUCGCUUGGGGAGCUUGCGAGGGCGUUCGCGAACAUGGCUGGGGUGGUGGCGGAGAGGAUGGCCGCCGGCCUGAGUACGCCGUCGAUGGCGGUGCUGGCAGGGACAGGACGAUGCCUGGAGCUCUACCGGCAGGUCCUUCUAGUGCGGUGCCUUCUGACGUGGUUUCCCAGCGUGCAGUGGGAGCAGCAGCCCUUCUUGGCCAUGAGGGGCCUCUGCGACUCCUUCCUCCGUUUAUUUCAGCGCGCUGUCCCGCCCGUCUUCGGCAACACGCUCGACGUCAGCUCCCUCUUUGCCAUGACCGCCCUCCGCAUCCUCGCCAGACUGUUGACCCCCUCCGGCCCCAACGGAUUAUGA
Spirodela intermedia is the source of this 570-nucleotide messenger RNA. The record is from the annotation of a GenBank genome assembly. NCBI's taxonomy places the organism in Eukaryota, Viridiplantae, Streptophyta, Magnoliopsida, Alismatales, Araceae.